Messenger RNA from Closterium sp. Naga37s-1, 5839 nucleotides. The record is from the annotation of a GenBank genome assembly. Lineage: Eukaryota; Viridiplantae; Streptophyta; Zygnematophyceae; Desmidiales; Closteriaceae.
CUUGGAGAAGUGGCCGCCCCUCCCCUCCUCCACCACGCAGCCAGCAGCACCACCAGUCGCACCAGCUUCCACAGCAGUACCAGCAGCAGCAGCAGCAACAGCAUCACGAGCAGCAGCUGCGACAGGCCAGGCUGGUGCCACUCUCGGCUUCCCAGGCCUUACUGCAUGUCCCUUCACAUCCAUCCACUCGUGCAUCUUCCACUCUCUAGCCUCUGCCCGCGCUGCUGCUGACAAGCAACCAAAACACAACAGACCAUACUGGGAGUUGCUAUGCAAGGUGGUGCAGGGGGUGUAUCUUCGAGACGAGGAGGAAGCUCUCAGGAAGCUUCUGGACGAGGAGAUUCGCUGGCUGCAGCACGUGACAUGGGGAAUGGAUGGCAGGGAAGAGUUGUUGGAAGGCCAUCUACUGCUGCUUAAAGUGCUUGUGGAGGUGCUGGAGUGUCGCCCCACUGUGGCCUGCUCUCCACCCCACGGCCAUGGGCUCUUGCACCUGCUCAUCACUCGCUGCCUCUUUCCCGAGUGGCCGGUGGUCGUUCCAAGCCACCGACAACAACAACCGCCACAGCAGCAACAACACCACAACCACCAUCACCACCAACAACAACAACACCAACAGCAACAGCAGCAGCCACCUGGCGAAUCCUCUCCUCCCACGACCUGGGGCUUUCUCUCUUCUAGCCCCCACGAUGCUGCAGUCUUCCGCCCCUUCUGCUCUGCCUCGCCCUCCCGCAACGCUGCCUUCACCCUCCUCAUCGCCCUCUGCGCCAAGACCCCUGAAGCCCUACGGGAGCUCGCCUCACUGCUGUUGCCGCUGCACUUCGCCUCGCUGGAGCACGAGUUGCCAUCAUGGGAGUACCUCCCCAGCUGCGCCCCCCGGCCACGCGUGGGAUAUGCAGGCCUCAAGAACGCAGGAGCCACGUGCUACAUGAACAGUGUGUUUCAGCAGCUCUUCAUGCAGCCCCAAGUGCGCCGUGCGCUUCUCGCCUUCCCCGAGACGCCCGAGUCGGACCGGCCGCUGUCUGUGAUCUAUCAAGUGCAGGUCAUAUUCAGCUAUCUGCUAGCUGGUUGUCCUGAUUACUUUGUUCCAGAGGGUUUCUGGGAUGCGUUUCGGGACUACGAUGGGCAGCCGGUGAACCUGAGGGAGCACCAAGACGCCUUUGAGUUCUUCAACCGCCUCUACGACUCAUUGGAUGAGAGCAUGAAGGCUCAGCGGCACUCCCCCACGCUUACCUCUAUUUUUGGAGGGGCCUUCGCUCAGCAGAUCAUCUGUCGGGGUUGUCCCCAUCGCAGUGAGAGGGAGGAGCCAUUUGCAGCAGUGAGUGUGGACGUGAAGGGCAAGAGGGGCCUGCAGGAGUCACUAGAGGCGUUUGUGCAAGGGGACUUGCUCGAGGCAGAUAAUGCCUACUUCUGUGGCCAGUGCGGCAAGAAGGUGGACGCACUGAAGCGUGCGUGCAUCAAGACCCUGCCGCCCACCCUGAUAAUUCACCUGAAGCGUUUCGACUUUGACUACGAGACGAUGCAGCGGCUGAAGCUGAAGGACCGAUUCGCCUUCCCCCUCACUCUCAACAUGCGGCCGUUCACCCGAGAAGGGCUCGCUCAGAAGGAGAGAGAGCAGACAAGGGGACGGGUAGGGGGUGCAGAGGGGAAGGAGGAAGGGAGGGACGAGGGGAGAGAGAGAGAGCAGGGGCGGGAGGAGGGAGAGGGGGAGGAGAGGGUGCAGGGGAGGGGAGAGGAGGAGGAUAAAGGAGGUGAAAGUGUGAAGGAAUCCAGAGAGGAUAGGGUUGAAGGGGGUGUGGAGGAGAAGGGAGCUGGAGGUGGGGAGGAGAGGAGCGACGGGUACUAUGAGUACAGCUUGGUGGGGGUAGUGGUGCAUUCUGGAACGGCGUUUGCGGGGCAUUAUUACUCGUACAUCAAGGAGAGGAGCGGCGAUUCUCCGCUGCAUCACAGCCGUCCAUCUCAAUCCGUGCGGUCGAAGCAGCGGUGGCUGUGCUUCGAUGACAAACGGGUGGAGGCGUACAAUGUGAGGGAGCUGGAGAAGGACUGCUUCGGAGGGAAGUACUCCGCUGAGGUGUAUGACAACCUCAUCAAGACCUCGUCGCCUCAGGAGUUUGACCGGCCCAACAGCGCGUACAUGCUUUUCUAUGAGCGAAUCGCUCCCACUGCUGCUGGUACCAGCACUACCAGUGCUGCCUUUGUGGCCGCCAAUACCGCUGCCACCACCACUGCCACAGGUGGUGCUGCCAAUAUAGCUGCAACUGCAGAAGGGAUGAGGGCGACAGGAGAGGCGCCAGCAGCGGCAGCCACAGCAGAGACAGCAGCAGGCGCCCCAACCACCAGCACCACUGCCAUCACCAUCACCCCAUGUACAGUAGCAGAGGAGAGGGCGGAUGGAGCUGUAGAGCCUUACAGCAUCCCUCCCAGCAUACACCACUGCGUGUGGCAAGACAACCUCAGGUUUCAGCAGGAGUCGCGGCUAUUGGAUCAGACAUACUUCCGCUUCCUGCUGCAGCUCGCAUGGGUCAACCUCGACGUCUUCCAAAUGUGCCAUGACCGAGGAAAAAUGGCGGCACUAUCAGAUGCGAGGGCAGGCGGGGUGAAGGCAUCACCACAGCGCAGCGAAGCACUGAGGGUGGAGCGAGCAGCGGAGGAGACUGCAGAGGCGCUGCUGUCGCUGCUGCUGCCGUUCCUCUUCCGGGUCUACCUGAGAGCACAUACCAGCCUAAGGACAGAGGAUCCUCUGUGGACAGUCGUGCUAUCUCGCAUGCUCGACGCCAACAGCACAGCCUGCCGCCUCUUCAAUGCACGCAUGGCGGGCAACAGGCGGUGGCUCUUGCAAUUCCUCCUCAAAUGCCCCAUCAACGCCAUCUCCGUGGCUGUAGCGGAUGUGCUGGUAACCAGCUGUCACAGCGCCACCUGCUUCGUGAAUGCACGUCCAUUGGCUGCUGGUUCAACAGUGCCCACUGCAACUCCUGAUGCGGCUGCUGCUGCAGCUGGAGGAGCUCCUGAUGGGUCGGCAGGGGAUGCUGGGGCAGCUGGAGCAGCAGGAGGGGCAGGGGCAGGUGCAGCAGGGGAAGAUGCAUUGAAUGUGGACGCGUUGAUUGAUUCGCUGGUGUCGCUGCUGAGAGACGCCAGUGGCCCCUCCUGUCACGUGGACAACCUGUGCAGCAUCUUAGUGGAGUAUGCACGCAUCGGCCCCACACAGCGCCUCUCCCUCAUUCGCAGACAGCUGCCCGCCACCUGUUGCCGUGAGGCGGCCCAGCCUAACUCUGGACUGUCUCGCUCGACCGAGUGGGCACUGCUUUGCAGCAGCAAGGUGACUUUUGAGUCGACUCAAAAGUCACUCCUCCCCACCCCCUUCCCCUCUUACCUGUUCCAGCUGGACUAUCUGGACCGAGUGGGAAUCGCAGCAGCAGCCAAGCUGCAUCUCUCGCCCCUCCACUCCCUCCUCUCCAUCCUCAUCCGCUCCUGUCACCCCCGCCCGCCCCCCUCUCGCCGCCCCGCCCCCGCUUCCACCCCUGCAUCAGCGGGGGACGAGGGGGGGGAUGAGGAGGGGAAAGGGGAAGGGCACGAAGGGGGAGGGGAAGCAAGGGCGCAUGGCAAGGGAGGGGGGAGGAGGAAGGGGGAGGGCAGGGCACAUGGGAGGGAGGAGAGGGGUAAGGGGAAGGCGGGGCAGGGGGGGGGAGAGAGGCGGAGGGGGCAUGGUGGGGCUUCUGCAGGGGCAGCAGGGGCGGCAGGGGCAGUGGGGGAGGCGGAAGAGGAAGGAGGGGAGGAGGAGGACGCUGGGUUGCAAAAUCCGGCGUUUUUUGGCCGCCCGGUGGCGGUGCUGCCGCCCCGUGUGGCUCAGCUUGCAACAGAUCCGGAAUACGUCAAUCUGCUGAUAACGUCCAAUCUGGACAACCACGACGCCAUCUCUCUCCUCCUCUACAUCUCCUUUGGCAACGAGAGCGAAAGCAUUACUGUGCUCCGGGAGGCCAUGAGCUCUCUGCAACGAGCAGCAGUCACGUCGUCUCGUCGCAUUCUCUCACUGCUGCUGCACCUGCUUAAGCUCCCAGAUGCCCUUCAGGAGGCACGCCAGGAGUCAGUAGUGAAUGGCUGCCAGUUCUUCCGCCCAGGGGUCUUCGAUCUCCUCCUUGCCAAGCAAGUCUCCCCCCUGAAGCGCUACGCGCUGCUCAAGUUCCUUCUCGCCACAGCCGCCUUCAGCACCAUGUCGCGGCGCCACAUCGCGGUGAGGCGGGCAGACCUGAGCGCCGUGCUGCAGUGGCUGCAGGAGGAGACCGCCAACGCGCCCGGGCACGAUCUGUCCAAUGAGGAGCUGCCAUCUGGCACGCUGCGCCGCACUGCCACUGUGGACUCGACCAUUGCCACUGGGCUGACUAGGCGUCAUGCAGCCGCCCAAGCUGGACAUGCUGCACAGCCAGCUGUCCCAUCCUCGUGCCCUUCCUGUCCUCUGCUCUACGCUCAAACCCACCACUCCUGUCCCACUCUUCCCGUUUCGCGCCCUCAGAUGAACCUCCGCCGUCGCCUCUCACAGCUGAAGGUCAUGCAGCCGCCCAGUCUGGACAUGCUGCAGAGCCAGCUGUCCAUUCUCGUGCCCACCUUCCCCUGCCCCAAGGAGGAACGCGUGGGCGUGUGGGCGGACGGUCGAAAGGUGGGGAAUAUUCCUUCGAGAAGGACAUAUUCGUCAAGUUCCCUCUCACGCGCCCCAUUCCUCGCCCCAUUCCUCGCCCCCUUCCUCGCCCCCUUCCUCGCCCCCUUCCUCGCCCCGUUCCUCGCCCCGUUCCUCGCCCCGUUCCUCGCCCCGUUCCUCGCCCCGUUCCUCGCCCCGUUCCUCGCCCCGUUCCUCGCCCCGUUCCUCGCCCCGUUCCUCGCCCCGUUCCUCGCCCCGUUCCUCGCCCCGUUCCUCGCCCCGUUCCUCGCCCCGUUCCUCGCCCCCUUCCUCGCCCCCUUCCUCGCCCCCUUCCUCGCCCCGUUCCUCGCCCCGUUCCUCGCCCGUUCCUCGCCCCGUUCCUCGCCCCGUUCCUCGCCCCAUUCCUCGAUCCGUCCCUCGCCUCCUCCCUGCAAGCCCUCUCCUUCCUCCGCUUCCUCAAGCUUCACGGCUCACACGCCUGCUCACUCUCAACCCCUCCCUCUCCCCCUCCCCUCGCCGCUUCCCCCUCCUCCCAGCAUAGGGUCAGGAGGCGAGUACUCAUUCGAAAAAGACAUGUUCUUCAAGUUCCCCCUCACGCGCCCGCUCACCUUCGACCCAUUCCUCGACCCCUCUCUCUCCUCCUCCAUGCAAGCCCUCUCCUUCCUCCGCCUCCUCCCCAUCGGGCUCGCCGGGGCCGGGGUGAUCGAGAGAGCGAGAGUGGACCGACCGGGAGUGCAGUUUAUGACUGUGGGGGAGGUCAUGGGUGCGAAUAAUCACUCCUAUGUGGAUGUUCUAAAGGUGGAUUGCGAUGGGUGUGAGGAGGGGUUGGUUUAUGAUAUUAAGCCAGGAAGGAGGGAGGGUGGGGGGGAAGGGGUGGGGGAUGGAAGUGGAGGAGGAGGGAGAGGAGAAGGGGGAGGAGGAGGGGAAGGGAGGGAGGAGGAGGUGUUGGAGGAGUUUAGCCGAGUGAAGCCGUUUGGGGACCCGGCGAUUGGUCAGAUACUCAUUGACUUGCACCACGUCAACAACCCUGGCAUCACCCUGCCCAUGGUAUACCACCUGGAGAGCGUGGGUUAUCUGCUGUACCACGUGGAGCCCAACGCCCAGCACCCCGGCUGCUGCAUUGAGCUGGCCUUCAUUCACCAGUCGCUGCUGCAGCCCUGGGGCACGUCGCGCAGCGACUUUGAAAGAUGGAAGAAAGCAAGGGGGAAAUGA